AAGAUUGGAGAAGUGAGGCCAGGAGGAAGUAAAUAAAGAGAGGGCAUUAGAAGGAAACACAGAGGAGAGGUGAAAGUUAUUCCAUGAACAGAAGAGGUGAGGCUAAUAGUUUUUUCCCUUUGCAAGGUGGUCAGUGCCUCUGGUCUCUGGAGAGGGUAAGAACAGAAGCGCGGGGGAGAUCCACUAGAGAAAAAUCCCCAAAGAUGGCUCCGGCGGAGGACAGGGGACCAAGUGAAGUAUGUGAGGAGCUGGACCAGACCAUUCUUCACCUUUUUGAUGUUUUGGAGUCACUCCAGACAAAAAAGGAAUCUUUUAACCGCUUGGUGGAACAGGGUUGGUUCUCCCUCUCCAAGUCACGCUAUGCCAUGGGUAACAAGUCUGUCUCUGCUCUGCAGUAUGGGCAUCAGAUGACACCCCUGGUGCGAGUGAACACUGGAAAGAAUAAAAAUGGCCAGGUGGAGUUUCGUGUGGUCUCGGAAGCUGCAGAUUCUGCAAAGCCAAAGGCUGACAAUACAACAACUAUUGAAGAAAUUGGUCCCAGUGACCAAGCAUUGCGACGGCGAAAGGGUGCAGGAAAACCAGAGGCUCCGGCCCAACCCCAGGAAGAAAUCUCCCAGCCUGCCGAGAAAUUAGGGAAGCAAGAUCCCCUCACUUGGUUUGGUAUCCUGGUGCCCCAAAGUCUGCGACAGGCGCAAAAGACCUUCCAAGAAGGAAUCCGCUUGGCCGCAGAAAUCGCCUCAAUGCAAAGCGAAAUCGAGACCACUCGAAGACAGUACCGUGGCUUGCUGGAAGAAAAACGACGGCUCUUGGCCAAAGAGGAAUGCCCUUGAACAGCUGCGACUGCCUCCUCAUCAAGACUCAGCUGGUGGCCUGUAUUUAUUGCCCGUGUCUCUGGAAGACUCCCAGCGGCUUGUCUUCAUCUGUACAUAAUGUUCCGAUUAAUAAAUAAGGACCCUUUUUACAUCA
Messenger RNA from Heteronotia binoei (common prickly gecko), 966 nucleotides. RefSeq names its product coiled-coil domain containing 115 (gene VMA22). Gene Ontology annotation, biological process: vacuolar proton-transporting V-type ATPase complex assembly. The record is from RefSeq and is a predicted model, not a curated record. Gene Ontology annotation, cellular component: extrinsic component of endoplasmic reticulum membrane. The coding region runs from base 84 to 830 and encodes 248 amino acids. The transcript has 6 exons. NCBI's taxonomy places the organism in Eukaryota, Metazoa, Chordata, Lepidosauria, Squamata, Gekkonidae.